This is a messenger RNA of Sceloporus undulatus (fence lizard), 1508 nucleotides long. It is a transcript of the gene PSMC4, whose product is annotated as proteasome 26S subunit, ATPase 4. Gene Ontology annotation, biological process: proteasome-mediated ubiquitin-dependent protein catabolic process. Lineage: Eukaryota; Metazoa; Chordata; Lepidosauria; Squamata; Phrynosomatidae. Gene Ontology annotation, molecular function: ATP binding; proteasome-activating activity; ATP hydrolysis activity. The record is from RefSeq and is a predicted model, not a curated record. The transcript has 11 exons. Gene Ontology annotation, cellular component: proteasome regulatory particle, base subcomplex. The coding region runs from base 107 to 1363 and encodes 418 amino acids.
AAAUUGAAGGCGAAAGAACUACAUUUCCCAGAAGCCUCGAGGCCAGCUUCCGGUUCUUCCACCGGAAGUCGGGCAGAGGAGCCUGGCUUCGGGUCGAGGAGGGAAAAUGGAGGAGAUCGGGAUCCUGGUGGAGAAGGCGCAGGAUGAGAUUCCUGCUCUCUCCAUCUCCAGACCACAGACUGGCCUCUCUUUCCUAGUUCCUGAGGCCGAGGAUGUAGAAGAUCUGUACAGUCGAUAUAAGAAAUUGCAACAGGAGCUAGAGUUCCUGGAGGUUCAAGAAGAGUACAUCAAGGAUGAGCAGAAGAACCUUAAGAAGGAAUUUCUACAUGCCCAGGAGGAGGUGAAACGCAUCCAGAGCAUCCCACUUGUCAUUGGACAGUUCCUAGAGGCGGUGGAUCAAAAUACGGCCAUUGUUGGAUCCACCACAGGCUCCAACUAUUAUGUCCGGAUCUUGAGCACCAUUGAUCGAGAACUGCUAAAGCCCAACGCCUCUGUGGCUCUACACAAGCACAGCAAUGCUUUGGUGGAUGUGUUGCCUCCUGAGGCUGACAGCAGCAUUAUGAUGCUUACUUCAGAUCAGAAACCAGAUGUGAUGUAUGCUGAUAUUGGAGGAAUGGAUAUUCAGAAACAGGAAGUGAGGGAAGCAGUGGAGCUGCCGCUCACUCACUUUGAGCUCUACAAACAGAUUGGAAUUGACCCUCCACGAGGUGUGCUCAUGUAUGGCCCUCCUGGCUGCGGAAAGACCAUGCUGGCCAAAGCAGUGGCCCAUCACACCACAGCUGCCUUCAUCCGGGUGGUGGGAUCUGAGUUUGUGCAGAAGUACCUGGGUGAGGGACCACGCAUGGUACGAGACGUCUUUCGCCUGGCCAAAGAAAAUGCCCCUGCCAUCAUCUUCAUUGAUGAGAUUGAUGCCAUUGCCACCAAGCGCUUUGAUGCCCAGACUGGAGCGGAUAGGGAGGUUCAACGCAUCCUCUUGGAGCUACUCAACCAGAUGGAUGGCUUUGACCAGAACGUCAAUGUCAAGGUAAUAAUGGCCACAAAUCGAGCAGACACUCUGGAUCCUGCUCUGCUCCGACCAGGUCGCCUCGAUCGUAAAAUUGAGUUUCCUCUUCCGGACCGACGUCAAAAACGAUUAAUCUUUUCUACCAUCACCAGCAAGAUGAACCUGUCUGAGGAGGUGGAUCUGGAAGACUAUGUGGCCCGGCCAGAUAAGAUCUCAGGAGCUGACAUCAACUCCAUUUGCCAAGAGGCUGGGAUGCUUGCUGUCCGGGAAAACCGCUACAUUGUUCUGGCCAAGGACUUUGAGAAGGCCUAUAAAACUGUCAUCAAGAAAGAUGAACAGGAACAUGAAUUCUACAAAUAAAGAUGGGGAAAGCAGGACGGAGACUGUGGGUCAAUUGUCUCAGUCCUUGGUGGGGUGGGUAGGUAGGUAUGGGCUUUUCAGGGGUGGGUUGUAUGUCUGGUGUCAGUGAGUGAAAUUUAUCCUGUGAAUAAAUACUUACCCAGGA